AUGAGGGAGACUACACCAUUGAAGAAGAGCUAUAAAAAGUAUAAGAGCACUACCAGGGAAGAUGAUAGUGAGGUACUGGGAUAUUACGAUCACGAACAACAAUACGAAGAAUACGAGGAUUCAUUCUCGAUGAGUAAGACUACCAAAUAUACUUUAUUUACAAUAAUUGGAUUGAUAACUUUAUUGGCCUUAUAUUUCUUUACGGUUUUCCUACCGGAUUAUUUCAUUCCUGAAGCAGUUGCUUUAAAACCUAUUGAAAAUAUAUCCGAUAUACCCGUUACAUUAGUCCCAUCAUCUAACAAGGAAAACAGCGAGGCUAAUGAUAAGAAAAUGGUGGAUAGAAUAAUCUUGAUUGGUGAUAUUCAUGGUCAUUAUAUUGAAUUUAGAAAAUUAUUGACGAAAAUAAAUUAUAAUAAACAUAAAGAUCAUUUAAUUGUUUUAGGUGAUUUUAUAAGUAAAGGUCCCGAUUCAUUUAAAACAUUAGAUUAUUUGAUUAAUAAUAAUAUUGAUUGUGUAUUGGGUAACCAUGAAUAUUAUAUUUUACAAAAUUAUGCCACAUUCCAUGGAUUAGACCAACCAAAUUUCUCAUCAUCUGAGAGUCAGCCAAUAGCCGUUAAAGAUUCAUUUAAUGAUGACCCGGAAUUCUUAUUGGCUAAAAAACUCGAACCCCAUCAUGUUAAAUAUAUCAAUAAUUGCUCGAUAAUUAAAAAAUUGGGAUAUGUGCCAAAUCCUAAAGGAAAGAAAAAGAAUAAAGUUGGUGAUGGCGCCGAUUAUAGUCAAGGAAUUGCCGUUCAUGCUGGUAUUAGACCAGAUUUACCAUUAGAUCAACAAGAUCCAAUUGAUAAUCUUGAGAUGAGAUCAUUAAUUGGGCCAUUUUAUAAUGAAACGACAGCAGAUCCAACUAUACCUAAUAGUAAAAGUUGGUCGAAAAUUUAUAAUUCGAAAAAUGGUGAAUACCCGGCUGAUUAUAUUGUCUAUUACGGUCAUGAUGCUGGUAGAGGAUUGAAAAUUAAAAAAUUCACCAAAGGGUUAGAUUCCCGUUGUGAUAGAAAUGGGAAAUUAUCAGCUAUGGUUAUAUCUAAAAAGCAAGUGACCGUGGAUGUGAAUGAUUACGACAAGAAGAAAUCAUUUGAAUUGAUUGAAGAAGUUGUUCAAGUCAAUUGUUAG
This is a messenger RNA of Candida albicans SC5314, 1167 nucleotides long. RefSeq names its product putative serine/threonine-protein phosphatase. Bases 1 to 1167 code for a protein of 388 amino acids. The record is from RefSeq and is a predicted model, not a curated record. Gene Ontology annotation, biological process: polyphosphate catabolic process. The transcript has a single exon. Gene Ontology annotation, molecular function: phosphatase activity; endopolyphosphatase activity. Lineage: Eukaryota; Fungi; Ascomycota; Pichiomycetes; Serinales; Debaryomycetaceae. Gene Ontology annotation, cellular component: cytoplasm.